Molecule: messenger RNA, 1872 nt
Organism: Brassica oleracea var. oleracea
Lineage: Eukaryota; Viridiplantae; Streptophyta; Magnoliopsida; Brassicales; Brassicaceae
Product: phospho-2-dehydro-3-deoxyheptonate aldolase 1, chloroplastic-like
Exons: 4
Coding region: 123-1679 (518 amino acids)
Biological process (GO): aromatic amino acid biosynthetic process
Molecular function (GO): 3-deoxy-7-phosphoheptulonate synthase activity
Source: RefSeq, a predicted model, not a curated record
UGGUUUAUAAAACCCUAGACCACUCUUCCAAACACUUCUCAGGUUUCGUGUAAAAAAACAUCACAACACACAAAUCUCAACACCAAACAAAAAAAAACAUUUUAUUCCAUUAAAAAACAAAAAUGGCGCUCAUGAACGGAAGCCUGAAUCUACCAUCGAUAUACAACCACCGUCAAUCAACGUUCUCCCCCGCCGCGCCAAGAACCACGUCCCUCCGGAUCUCCGCCGUGCAAACCGACCCAAAACCACCAUCUUCAUCGGUAACGACUCCGGCGACGGCGACGAAGACCGUCGGAGUUAAUGUGGGUAAAUCGAAAUGGUCGCCGGAGAGCUGGAAGGCGAAGACAGCUCUUCAGCAGCCGGAGUACCCUGAUGUAGCUGAGCUUGAAGCUGUGCUGGAGACGAUCGAGGCUUUUCCUCCGAUCGUUUUCGCCGGAGAAGCGAGGUUGCUCGAGGAGAGGCUAGGUCAAGCCGCGAUGGGCGAAGCGUUUCUGUUACAGGGAGGUGAUUGUGCGGAGAGCUUCAAAGAGUUCAACGCUAACAACAUUCGUGACACCUUUAGGAUUCUUCUCCAGAUGGGUGCUGUUUUGAUGUUCGGUGGUCAAGUCCCUGUCGUUAAGGUUGGAAGAAUGGCGGGUCAAUUUGCGAAGCCGAGGUCUGAUUCGUUUGAGGAGAGGAACGGAGUGAAGCUGCCGAGUUACAGAGGAGAUAACAUCAAUGGAGAUGCGUUUGAUUCCAAGUCUAGGAUCCCUGAUCCACAGCGGAUGAUCAGAGCUUAUUGUCAAUCUGCAGCUACUCUGAAUCUUUUGAGAGCUUUUGCUACUGGUGGUUAUGCUGCUAUGCAGAGAGUUACUCAGUGGAAUCUUGAUUUCACUGAAAAAAGUGAGCAAGGAGACAGGUACCGUGAACUAGCUAACCGUGUUGAUGAGGCGCUUGGUUUCAUGCACGCUGCUGGACUCACCCUCGACCAUCCCAUAAUGCAAACAACAGACUUCUGGACUUCUCAUGAGUGUCUUCUCUUGCCUUAUGAGCAAUCACUAACAAGGCUAGACUCUACUUCUGGCCUCUACUACGACUGCUCUGCUCAUAUGAUCUGGGUCGGUGAGCGAACCAGACAGCUCGAUGGAGCCCACGUCGAGUUCUUAAGAGGUGUUGCUAAUCCUCUUGGAAUCAAGGUGAGUGAUAAGAUGGAUCCGAAGGAGCUGGUGAAGCUGAUUGAGAUCUUGAAUGCUGAUAAUAAGCCUGGAAGGAUCACGAUUAUCACAAGAAUGGGAGCAGAGAAUAUGAGAGUCAAGCUUCCUCAUUUGAUCCGAGCCGUGAGGCGUGCUGGUCAGAUUGUGACUUGGGUCAGUGAUCCGAUGCAUGGAAACACCAUUAAGGCUCCUUGUGGUCUCAAGACUCGUCCCUUUGACUCCAUCUUGGCUGAAGUGAGGGCGUUUUUCGACGUGCACGAGCAAGAAGGAAGCCACCCGGGAGGUGUUCACCUAGAGAUGACAGGUCAGAACGUGACCGAGUGCAUCGGUGGUUCACGCACAGUCACGUUCGAUGACUUGGGGUCACGAUACCACACGCACUGUGACCCUCGCCUCAACGCCUCGCAGUCUCUCGAGCUCUCUUUCAUCAUCGCUGAACGCCUUAGAAAGAGACGCAUCAAGUCCCAACAGGCUUUUUCUAUCUAAUUCAAGCAUGUGUUGUGUUAUAUCUUUAUAAUAAAUGUUUGUGUGUGUGAACUCAAUACGGUUACGGUCUCGUUUAUAUUUGAUUCGGAUGUUGGGUCAACAGAACGCGUAAGGUUUUGUUUUAUCGUUGUUAAUGAGUUUUUAUUUAUUUCCAUUUUGGAUUUAAAAAAAUCACUGAACGUUGGAUUUCUAA